AUGAUUCAUAUGCUUAUUCAUGAUUCAUCUACAUCUCUUCCAUCCGACACCAAUACCAUCGAGUCUCUCAAUAGGCAUAGUAUUGCUACAUGUAAUGCAAAUAUGAAGGUUGAGAUCGAAAUGAAUUUCAAAGAAGAUGUUGCCUUUUGUCACGUUCUCCUUGCCCAGUCGCAUAAUAUCAAAUUUUCUUAUCGCAACAAUUCUAAGGAGAAGAGAGACGAAAGGAACAGAAGAAGGAAAAAUCGCCAUGAAGAAAGUCAUCCACCAGAACGACGAAAUCAAGGAAUUGAAACUCAAGGAGAAUUAGCUGUGAAUUUAUUGUCCAAAUUCUUGGACGAUGUAAAUCAACAAUCACUGUUUUCAUCUUGGUCUUGUGGUCACAUGUCGCGACGUUUGAGCGGAUCACCCUUUCAAAACGACAAGGAAGUGGUUCUGAAUGCCGUUCGAAACGAUGGCACUGCUCUCGAAUUUGCAAGCAAAAAGUUGAAACAAGAUGAACAAGUGAUACGAGAGGCCAUUCAACAAAAUCCAUUUGCCAUUCUUUAUGUUCAUGCACGAGUUCCACAGGGACGUGAAAUGGUGAAGAAUGUUUGCAGAGACAACCUAACAUUUAUGCCUACGGUCCUUCUAAAUUGA
This is a messenger RNA of Naegleria fowleri, 636 nucleotides long. RefSeq lists its product as uncharacterized. The coding region runs from base 1 to 636 and encodes 211 amino acids. NCBI's taxonomy places the organism in Eukaryota, Heterolobosea, Eutetramitea, Acrasida, Naegleriidae. The record is from RefSeq and is a predicted model, not a curated record. The transcript has a single exon.